AUGGUGAGCGUAGUGCAGGAUAAUACUCAGGAGUCGAAAUUUAUGAAUCAUGCACGAAAAGUGGAUGGACAUUUGGCUACCAUCUCGCUCGAUAAAACAGUAGAAAAAAUCCCUCCGUGUAACACUAUAAAAAGCAAUAUCAACCGCAGUGCCGGGAUGUGUCUGCUGAUGGAAAGACUGCUUAAUGAAGCAGGAUUGAACCGCGUAGAAAAUCAAAGCAGCGGUAUUUUACUGGGGUGGGAGAGUGGCGGUAGUGGAUCCCGUAAGCUCGGAAGCCAUUAA
Loa loa (African eye worm) is the source of this 282-nucleotide messenger RNA. RefSeq lists its product as hypothetical. The record is from RefSeq and is a predicted model, not a curated record. Bases 1 to 282 code for a protein of 93 amino acids. The transcript has 2 exons. Lineage: Eukaryota; Metazoa; Nematoda; Chromadorea; Rhabditida; Onchocercidae.